Molecule: messenger RNA, 3996 nt
Organism: Patiria miniata (bat star)
Lineage: Eukaryota; Metazoa; Echinodermata; Asteroidea; Valvatida; Asterinidae
Product: protein NLRC5-like
Exons: 1
Coding region: 1-3996 (1331 amino acids)
Molecular function (GO): protein binding
Source: RefSeq, a predicted model, not a curated record
AUGGAGCACAUUAUCGGGGAACUGAGUAAACUGCCCAACCUUGUUGAUUUGGAUCUGUCUAACAAUGAUACCCUUGCUGGGUCUGAUCGGGCAUGGUCUCUUUUAAGGGAAAUUAAAACCCUCAACAAACUAGACCUGGGUUACUGCAGAUUGAGAAGUGAUGACGUGGAGCGCAUUGCCGUUGGGCUGAGUUAUCUACCCAACCUUGUUGAAUUGGAUCUGUCUAACAAUGAUACCCUUGCUGGGUGUGAUCGGGCAUGGUCUCACUUAAGGGAAAUUAAAACCCUCAACAAACUAGACCUGGGUUACUGCAGAUUGGGAAGUUAUGACGUGGAGCACAUUACCGUUGGGCUGAGUUAUCUGCUCAACCUUGUUAAACUGGAUCUGUCUCACAAUGAAACCCUUGCUGGGUCAGGUCGGGCAUGGUCUCACUUGAGGGAAAUCAAAACCCUCAACAAACUGAACCUGAGAUACUGCGGAUUGAAAAGUGAUGACUUGGAGCCCAUUGCUAUUGGGCUGAGUAAUCUUCCUAAACUUGUUGAUUUUGAUCUGUCUCACAAUGAGACACUUGCUGGAUCAUGUCGGGCAUGGUCUCACUUGAGGGAAAUCAAAACUCUCAACAAACUGAACCUGAGAUACUGCGAACUGGGAAGUGAUGACUUGGAGCCCAUUGCCGUUGGGCUGAGUAAUCUGUUCAACCUUGUUGAAUUGGAUCUGUCUGACAAUGAGACCCUUGCUGGAUCAGGUCGGUCAUGGUCUCACUUGAGUCAAAUCAAAACCCUCAACAAACUGAACCUGAGAUACUGCGAAUUGGGAAGUGAUGACUUGGAGCCCAUUGCUGUUGUGCUGAGUUAUCUGCCCAACCUUGUUCAAUUGGAUCUGUCUGACUGUGAGACACUUGCUGGAUCAUGUCGGGCAUGGAUUAACUUAAAGGAAAUUAAAACCCUUAACAAACUAAACCUGAGUAGCUGCGAAUUGAAAAGUGAUGACUUUGAGCACAUUGCCGAUGGGCUGAGUGAUAUGCCCAACUUUAUUGAAUUGGAUCUGUCUUGCAAUGAGACCCUUUUUGGGUCAUGGUCUCACUUGAGAAAACUCAAAACCCUCAACAAACUGGAUUUGAGUAACUGUGCAUUGGGAAGUGAUGACUUAAAGCCCAUUGCCGAUGGGCUGAGUUAUCUUCCCAAACUUGUUGAAUUAGAUCUGUCUGACAAUAAGGCCCUUGCUGGGUCUAAUCAGUCAUGGUCUCACUUAAGAGGCAUUAAAACCCUCAGCAAACUGAACCUGAGAGGCUGCAAAUUAAACUGUUUUGACUUGGAGUUCAUUGCGGUUUGGCUGCGUAUACUUCCCAACCUUGAUGAAUUGGACCUGUCUAGCAAUCAGACCCUUGCUUGGUCAGGUCAGGCAUGGUCUCACUUGAGGGAAAUCAAAACCCUCAACAAACUAGACCUGAAAAGAUGCGGAUUGACAAGUGGUGACUUGGAGCCCAUUGCCGUUUGGCUGAGUAAUCUGCCCAACCUUGUUGAAUUGGAUCUGUCUCACAAUGAGACCCUUGCUCUGUCAGGUUUGUCAUGGCAUCACUUGAUGAAAAUCCAAACCCUAAACAAACUGGACUUGAGAAGCUGCGGACUGAAAAGUGAUGACUUGGAGCACAUUGCCAAUGGGCUGAGGUUUCUGCCCAAUCUUGUUGAAUUGGAUCUGCAUGGCAAUGAGACCCUUGCUGUGUCUGGUCGGGCAUGGUCUCACUUGGGGAAAAUCGAAACCCUAAACAAACUGGACUUGAGAUGCUGCAGACUGCAAAGUGAUGACUUGGAGUACGUUGCCGUUGGGCUGAGUAAUCUGCCCAACCUUGUUGAAUUGGAUCUGUCUCACAAUGAGGCCCUUGCUGUGUCAGGUCGGUCAUGGUCUCACUUAAGGGGAAUCAAAACCCUCAACAAACUUAGCCUGGGUUACUGCGGAUUGCAAAGUGGUGACUUGGAGCCCUUUGCCAUUGGGCUGAGUGAUCUACCCAAACUUGUUGAAUUGGAUCUGUCUGGCAAUAGCACCCUUGCUGGGUCUGAUCGGUCAUGGUAUCACUUGAGGGAAAUCAAAACCCUAAACAAACUGGACUUGAGAUGCUGCAGACUGCAAAGUGAUGACUUGGAGUACAUUGCCGUUGGGCUGAGUAAUCUGUCCAACCUUGUUGAAUUGGAUAUGUCUUGCAAUGAGACCCUUGCUGGGUCUGGUUGGGCAUGGUCUCACUUGAGGGAAAUUAAAACCCUCAAAAAACUGAACCUGGGUUACUGCGGAUUGCAAAGUGGUGACUUGGAGCCCUUUGCCAUUGGGCUGAGUGAUCUACCCAAACUUGUUGAAUUGGAUCUGUCUGGCAAUCAGACCCUUGAUUGGUCAGGUCGGGCAUGGUCUCACUGGAGGGAAAUCAAAACCCUAAACAAACUGAACUUGAGAAGCUGCGGACUGAAAAAUGAUGACUUGGAGCACGUUGCCGUUGGGCUGAGUAAUCUGCCCAACCUUGUUGAAUUGGAUAUGUCUUGCAAUGAGACCCUUGCUGGGUCUGGUUGGGCAUGGUCUCACUUGAGGGAAAGUAAAACCCUCAACAAACUGAACCUCGGUUACUGCGGAUUGCAAAGUGGUGACUUGGAGCCCUUUGCCAAUGGGCUGAGUGAUCUACCCAAACUUGUUGAAUUGGAUCUGUCUGGCAAUAACACCCUUGCUGGGUCUGAUCGGUCAUGGUAUCACUUGAGGGAAAUCAAAACCCUAAACAAACUGGACUUGAGAAGCUGCGGACUGAAAAGUGAUGACUUGGAGCACAUUGCGGUUGGGCUGAGUAAUCUGCCAAACCUCGUUGAAUUGGAUCUGUCUUGCAAUGAGACCCUUGCUGGGUCUGGUUGGGCAUGGUCUCACUUGAGGAAAAUCAAAACCCUAAACAAACUGAACCUGGGUUACUGCGGAUUGCAAAGUGGUGACAUUGAGCCCUUUGCCAAUGGGCUGAGUGAUCUACCCAAACUUGUUGAAUUGGAUCUGUCUGGCAAUAGCACCCUUGCUGGGUCUGAUCGGUCAUGGUAUCACUUGAGGAAAAUCAAAACCCUAAACAAACUCGACUUGAGAAACUGCGGACUUAAAAGUGAUGACUUGGAGCACAUUGCCGGUGGGCUGAGUAAUCUGCCCAACCUUGAAUUGGAUCUGUCAUGCAAUGAGACCCUUGCUGGGUCUGGUUGGGCAUGGUCUCACUUGAGGGAAAUUAAAACCAUCAACAAACUGAACCUGGGUUUCUGCAAAUUGGGAAGUGAUGACUUGAAGCCCAUUGCCGUUGGGCUGAGUGAUCUACCCAAACUUGUUGAAUUGGAUCUGUCUGGCAAUAGUACCCUUGCUGGGUCUGGUUGGGCAUGGUCUCACUUGAGGGAAAAUAAAACCCUCAAAAAACUGAACCUUGGUUACUGCGGAUUGCAAAGUGGUGACUUGGAGCCCUUUGCCAUUGGGCUGAGUGAUCUACCCAAACUUGUUGAAUUGGAUCUGUCUGGCAAUCGGACCCUUGAUUGGUCAGGUCGGGCAUGGUCUCACUUGAGGGAAAUCAAAACCCUAAACAAACUGAACUUGAGAAGCUGCGGACUGAAAAGUGAUGACUUGGAGCACAUUGCCGUUGGGCUGAGUAAUCUGCCCAAACUUGUUGAAUUGGAUCUGUCUGGCAAUAGUACCCUUGCUGGGUCUGAUUGGGCAUGGUCUCACUUAAGGGACAUUAAAACUCUCAACAAACUGAACCUGGGUUGCUGCAAAUUGGAAAGUGAUGACUUGAAGCACAUUGCCGUUGGGCUGAGUGAUCUACCCAGACUUGUUGAAUUGGAUCUGUCUUGCAAUGAGACCCUUGCUGGAUCUGGUCGGUCAUGGUUUCACUUGGGGGAAAUUGAAUCCCUCAACAAGCUAUACCUGAGAAGCUGCAAAUUGGAAAGUGUUGACUUGGAGCACGUUGCCUUGCUGGGUCUGAUCGGUCAUGGUAUCACUUGA